AUGUCUGAUCGCAACCCUGUCCCCGGAGAUCCCUCUGCGUCUGACGCGAUGGGGGACCUGCGUCCUGCGCCCUUCGAAGUCUACGAUCAGCCGAUUCUUAUUGUCUUUGAAGACCCCGCCGACCUGUCCUCGGACUCUGACUCGGAUGAAUCCUUGACUCCUCGCGCCAAUUCCCCGUCCAGCUUCGCAGCCUUUUAUGACACCAACCUUGCUGCCGCUUUUGAAUCGGGAUACUCCGUCGGCAAGGGUUACCAGCGCGCCUAUUUUGGCCUGUAUGAUCUCCGUAUGCGGCGUAUUAUGCCCACUUCUGAGGUUACUGGGGGACAGAUCCAACUUCCUCCUGGCACUCAGGAUUCGGAUGGCCACGAUGACGUCGAGUCUGUGACUGAAGGUGCGAGCUCUGUUUCUUCUCACACUGUCGGCAACAGCCCUAACGUUAUGUCUGAAGCCAGAGAAUCCGAGGCUUCUUGCACAGUCGGAGACAACGCCGGUUUCGUGUCUGAGAGUGAAGGAUCUGACUCCUCUCGCACCGUUACUGGCAGCCCUACUAUGUCUGGACUUUAA
This is a messenger RNA of Penicillium arizonense, 564 nucleotides long. RefSeq lists its product as uncharacterized. The record is from RefSeq and is a predicted model, not a curated record. The transcript has a single exon. NCBI's taxonomy places the organism in Eukaryota, Fungi, Ascomycota, Eurotiomycetes, Eurotiales, Aspergillaceae. Bases 1 to 564 code for a protein of 187 amino acids.